This is a messenger RNA of Fonsecaea monophora, 810 nucleotides long. RefSeq names its product acetoacetate-CoA ligase. Bases 1 to 810 code for a protein of 269 amino acids. The record is from RefSeq and is a predicted model, not a curated record. The transcript is spliced from 3 exons. Gene Ontology annotation, molecular function: acetoacetate-CoA ligase activity. Gene Ontology annotation, cellular component: cytosol. NCBI's taxonomy places the organism in Eukaryota, Fungi, Ascomycota, Eurotiomycetes, Chaetothyriales, Herpotrichiellaceae.
AUGUCCGGGGGUACUGAACUCUGCGGAUCUUUUGUUAACGGCACCCCUGCCUUGCCCUCGUAUCCGGGUCAAUGCUCGACUAAAGCCCUGGGAUGCGACGUUGCAGUUUUCGGGCCCGAUGGAACGGAAGUGGAAGAUGGACAGAGCGGAGAGUUGGUCUGUCGCCGACCGUUUCCUAAUAUGCCAGUCAUGCUCUUGAAAGAUCCUGGCCGGAAGAGAUACUUCAACGCUUAUUUUGCGGGAUACCCUCAUGUUUGGACCCACGGUGAUUUUGCAAAGGUCGAUCCUGAGACUGGAGGCAUUUACGUCCUUGGACGAUCCGACGGCGUGCUGAAUCCUUCCGGCGUACGCUUUGGCAGCUCCGACAUCUACAACGUACUCCUCACGCCUCGAUUCUCACAGUCCAUCUCCGACGCGUGUGUCGUCGGCCAACAGAGAAGCUUCGCUCCAUACUUUGACUCGGUCGAACGCGUUGUGCUCUUCGUCAAGUGCACACCGUCGUACCAGCAUCGCACACAUCAUCCCUGGAUCCUGGAUCCCGACCUGGAACACGCGAUCCGUGCGCAGAUAUCACGGGAUCUCAGCCGGAGACAUGUCCCAACCUUCAUCUUCCGGGUCCCCGAGGUGCCGUACAAUGCGAAUGGCAAGAAAUUGGAGAUCCAGGUCAAAGCGAUCGUUUCUGGUGGAAGGGACGCUUUUGAAAAACUCAAGGCGACAGAAGAGGAGCGCAAGGCUUUGGCUUGGUUUUUGCCGUUUUAUCAUAUUGAGAAUGUGGUGAAAGGGACUGAAAGACCGGAGGUGAAGUUAUAG